This is a messenger RNA of Polyodon spathula (Mississippi paddlefish), 2914 nucleotides long. Its product is annotated as forkhead box protein P4-like. Gene Ontology annotation, cellular component: nucleus. NCBI's taxonomy places the organism in Eukaryota, Metazoa, Chordata, Actinopteri, Acipenseriformes, Polyodontidae. The record is from RefSeq and is a predicted model, not a curated record. Gene Ontology annotation, molecular function: RNA polymerase II cis-regulatory region sequence-specific DNA binding; DNA-binding transcription repressor activity, RNA polymerase II-specific. Gene Ontology annotation, biological process: regulation of transcription by RNA polymerase II. The transcript is spliced from 19 exons. The coding region runs from base 591 to 2744 and encodes 717 amino acids.
AAGAUCUCCCAACACAGACACAACCCGAGUAAUUCAACACUGAUUUCACUCCGAAUGAGCAGAGGACAGACGAGAUGCCAAAAACUCGAGCAACAAUCGUCGGGACUUCUGUAAAGCUUGCGUUCUAAAUAAUAAUAAGGAAAGUAAGAGAGAAGCCGGGGGAAGCCGCGAAGAAGAAUAAAUAAAACUGCGUUUUUAACUUCCAGAAGAGCCGUGACCAUGCUGCCAGUGAGCUAGUGCGCGAUUAUUGUUUCGACUUACCACUGAGUGAUCACUUUGUGAAAGGAAACAAAUUUAAAAAAGGGAACGGACUAAUAAAGACGAUCACCGCUGAAAGUAAUGAUCCUGCACCAUCUGUCCUAGAUCAACAUUGCUUGUUUUUCUUUUUUUUUAAAAUUUUACGUUGCUUUUUAUCUUUGCCCUUUUUGGAUCGCCGGGACCGCUCCUGAAACCUGGAAGUGAACAAUCCACAUGGUCCAGGCGUAGUGUGAAAGUUGAGAUCUCCAGAAUUUCAAAACAGAUGUGUGCCUGGCCACUAUCGUGUUGAUGAUGUGUACAGUAGAAACUUGAACAAAAAAAGGUGACACGUGAUGAUGGUAGAAUCGGCAACUGAGACAAUUCGAACAACCCCCUCCAAUCAGAAUGGAGUCAGCAGCCUGAGCAGCCAACCAGACAGUGGCGGUCGAGAAGGCGGGUCCAACGGGGACGCCUCUGGUGAAGUGAAUCCUGUAGACUUGCUGCACCUCCAGCAACAGCAGGCUCUUCAGGCAGCGCGGCAGUUCCUCCUUCAGCAGGCGACUGGCUUGAACAGUAACGAGAAUAAGCAGGCGGCCGUGCAGGUCCCAGUGUCUGUGGCCAUGAUGACACCCCAGAUGAUCACCCCUCAACAGAUGCAGCAAAUCCUGUCUCCUCCCCAGCUCCAGGCUUUGGUUCAGCAACAGCAGGCUCUGAUGUUACAACAGCUGCAAGAAUACUACAAGAAGCAACAGGAACAGCUGCAUCUCCAGCUCCUUACACACCAGCAGCAACAGCAGCAGCAACAAGCAGGCAAACAGGCCAAAGAGCAGCAGCUGGGGAAUAAACAGCUGGCGUUCCAGCAGCAGCUGAUCCAGAUGCAGCAGCUGCAGCAGCAGCACCUCCUGAACCUGCAGAGGCAAGGCCUGGUGAGCCUGCAGCCCAGCCAGGGUGCCGUGCCUAUGCAGAGCCUGCAGCAAGCCAUGUGCCCUGCAGACCUCCAGCAGCUCUGGAAAGAUGUAGCCGGCAUGCAGAACCAAGAAGACAACAUGAAGCACGAAGGUCUAGACCUGACAACCAACAGUUCCAACUCUACCUCUUACUCGGCCUCUAAGGUCUCACCUCAAAUAACCCAUCACUCUUUGCCAAAUGGACAGAACUCUGUUCACACUCCAAAGAGAGAGAGAGCAAGAGUCUUUGACUGGAUCUCCUCCUUCAUGAAGGCUGAACCUGCAGACGAGUACCGAACACCACACUUGAAAAGCGGUUACCAACAAAACACUCACUCUUCCCAUGAGGAGCACACAGGCUCUCACCCUCUCUACGGACAUGGAGAGUGCAAGUGGCCAGGCUGUGAAGCUCUAUGUGAGGACAUGGGACAGUUCAUAAAGCACCUCAACAGUGAACAUGCACUAGAUGACCGGAGUACUGCACAGUGCCGGGUUCAAAUGCAAGUGGUUCAACAGCUAGAGAUACAGUUAUCCAAGGAGAGCGAGCGUCUGCAAGCGAUGAUGACACAUCUGCAUAUGAGGCCAUCGGAGCCAAAGCCUUUCAACCAGCCCCUCAAUCUGGCAGCCAGUGCCUCUCUUUUGAAGAGAGAGGGGGACACUUUCCCGGAAGGUUUACCUCACCCCCCCACCUCAGCCACGGCCCCCAUCACCCCCCUGCGCCAGGGGCCCUCUGUCAUCAGCUCCUCCAGCCUGCACAGUGUGGGGGGGGCCAUCCGCCGGAGGAACUCUGAUAAGUUCUGCACCCCCAUCGCCUCGGGUAAGGGCCAUGGAGGCUACUGCAGUUUACAGCUCCAGUUAGCAAUGGAGCUUGCACAGAAUCAGGAAUUCUACAAAAAUGCUGAUGUCAGACCUCCCUUUACCUACGCCUCGCUCAUACGACAUGCUAUAUUGGAAGCCCCCGAUAGGCAGUUAACCCUGAAUGAAAUUUACAACUGGUUUACACGAAUGUUCGCCUAUUUCAGGAGAAACACAGCAACAUGGAAGAAUGCAGUACGCCAUAACCUGAGCCUGCACAAGUGCUUCGUCCGAGUGGAGAAUGUGAAGGGGGCUGUGUGGACAGUGGAUGAAGUUGAAUACCAAAAGAGGAGACCACCAAAGAUGACUGGAAGCCCAACUUUAGUAAAGAAUAUGAUUUCAGGACUUGGCUAUGGAUCUCUUAACGCAAGCUAUCAGGCGGCCCUGGCAGAGAGCAGCCUGCCUCUGCUCAACAGCCCCACCCUGUUGAACACAUCGACUGGCAGCAGCAUGAACAUGCUCCACGUGGGCCACGAUGACGUCAGCAGCACCGUGGAGCAGAUCCACAGCAACGGCAGCAGCAGCCCGGGGCUUUCCCCCAGGCAGUACGGGCAUCAAAUUCACGUCAAGGAAGAGCCCGCCGAGUUGCUAGAGGAAGUCAACAGGCCUGUGUCGCUCAUGGCAACAAUGAACCAGAACCUGCCGUUGCCUGGCGAUGAGCGAGAUAUGGAGGAGGAGCUGCCAGCGGUGGAGGAGCUGGAGUAGGAGCACGUGUUCUCCAGCACUGCUUUCUCUACGACUUGUAAAGUAAAAACAAAACAAACAGGGUCAGGCCUCACAUCUGCUCAAAAACUUUUUAGCCACAGCACUGGGGCUCUUCAGAUCACCACUCAAGGCCCAUAGGCUCUCCAGAAAGUCUUUCUAUAUAUAUACAU